GAGCCAUCUACUUAUUAAAUACAAAUCUUUCAGCAUGAUUUGUAUAUUGUAUAAAGCAUUUUCAUUAUAAAUUCUGCAAUUUGAUUAUCUAGGUAAACGUUGGCUGUGUUCCAAAAAAGGUUUGUAUAUUUACAGUAAAUUGCGCGUUGUAAUACAGGGUGUAUCAGAAAAAAGUGCACAGUUGGAAAAAAUUCACCAUAAAAGCCAGAUGCGCGCGACAUUUGCGAAAGCGUUCAGUAAGCUUAUGAGUUGCGUACUUUAACGUUCUCUGGUACAUCUAGCACUAAAAUCAUUUCAGUAAAAUGCUAGCGUUUUUAGAGUAAGAAAGCUGUUACCAAAAACCCCCCAAAAAAGGCCUUAUGCAAAAACAUUUUCCAUCGGAAACAAAAUUUAAUCAUACAGAGUCAAAAUAUGGACUGUCUUGCCCAAGCUAUCAAAGUUUCAAGAAAUUUGGUGCACGUGUAGGCCAACGCGAGAUCUUCAAAACCUGGAUUUUCUCCCAUUUUGUUAGUUCAAACGCGAUUUCUUUGCAUGAUUUCAAAUUAAUUUUACCAUUUUUAUGCAUGCUCGGACGUUUGCAUAAAUUACAGUACGAAAUUCGCAAGCCGAUACACAAUUCCCAUUAUAGACUAAUUUUUUUAUCUUGGCAAAAAAGCCUUAUAUUUCCGGAAAGAGCAUACUAAAAUAAGUAAAAUUGCAAAAAUUUAGUUUGGUUGCGAAAAUUAUUUAAUGUUGUAAAAUGCGGAAAAUAUACUUUUCGCGUGAUGGGCUUAUUUUACUUUCUUAAUCCGUGAACGUGAAGGAAUUUUUUCAAUUUUUCGUGACUCGUGAAAAGGCAAAAUAUUUUUACGUGAAAGCAUAUUGUGAAGAGGUAUAGGGGGCCCUCAAUAUAGCCUUGCAAAGUUCGCAAAUUUUGUAUACUUUUGUAUUGCGUGCGGAAAUUGCUACCACAUACAUAGCCUGAAUACAGACCUUCGUUUUGCUCGCCCUAAAAUUCGCGGGUGGGAGCCGCGAAUUUUAGGGCGGGCGAAACGUAGGUCUGUUUUCAGGCUACCACAUACAAUUUUGGCCUACGCGUGCACCAAAUUUCUUGAAACUUUGAUAGCUUGUGCAAGACAGUCCAUAUUUUGACCCUGUGUGAUUAAAUUUUGUUUCUGAUGGAAAAAAUUUUGCGCAAGUACCGGGUGUCCCAAAAAAAAGUACUCCUGUUUGAUUCGUAAUAACUUCUAAACAAGUACAGAUUUUAAAGAGAAAUAACUUGCAUUAAAUAGAGGAAGGACUAACUUAGAUUUUGAUAUAUUACAGUUGUAUUUUACUUAAAAAUUCACAGAGAUAUUAAUGUUCAAAAUCGGAAGCAUAUUUUGGGAUGUGUCUAAAAUUAGCGAAAAUCGGCAUAUCAAAUAUUAACUCCAGCGUUUGUUUGCUUAAUGACAUAUCAGGCUAACUUGUAUUUCAGCGAAUUAUCGUUAGGGUUUGUAAGGGAUAUGGCGUAGAUUUAGACAUCUUACAUGUAAGUCUUAGCUCAUAGUUUCUUGAAAUAUGAACGUUCGAAAUUAUGCAAGUAUUUAAUAUUAGGUCUUUACAAAUUUAAAAGUACAUGAAAGAUUGACCAUGCAUGGAAGGCAGGCGCUUAAAUUUUUCUUAAAUAGUCUAUUUUUUUAUGUUUUUAAUGGGUUCAAGCUGACUGAGUUGAUUAUUUCUCGGUUAGAGCAGGAUGAAUAUUAUUCUUUAUUGAAGGGAAUAAUAUUGCUUUUUGCAAAUACACAUUACCGUAUCAACGCUACUAUUUUGUUACGUUUUGUUCCAAAAAUGUUGCAUGUUUCUGGGGAGUUGCUUAAUUUUUAUGUCUUAUGGAGUUAUAUGGUUUGAUUGUGUUUCAUAUAAUUCUCAGUUUACUCUGAACUUGCCAAGAUUAAGAAAUUAGGCAAAAGAGUUUGGGUGUUCUUAACAAGAUUUCAAAACGUUGCAGAAGUUAGAAGAGCUUCACAAUUCCAUUGUGACAGCAUGCCCUAAUUCAGAACUACGAACGAUCCAUGACGAUCCUUCGCGAUGCAGUGGUCUCAUGAAAUAAGGAAACGUAUUCGUUUCUAGGAACACACGCGAAUUUCGGACGAAUAAAUCUUGCUUGUAUUUUGUAGAUAUAAUAAUACUUUGUUUCAUAAUAAACAAUUUGUAAAGUGUCAUUUAUUUACUGGUAAUAGUGCAUGUUUCAGUCGAGCAAAUCAUGAUUAAUAUUUGAUACGCCGUUUUUUGCAUAUUUCAGACACAUCCAGAAAUAUGCUCCCGAUUUUAAAGAUUAAUAUCUCCGUGAAUUUUUAAGUGAAAUACAACUGUAAUAUAUCAAAAUCUAAGUUAGUCCUUCCUCUAUUUAAUGCAAGUUCUCUUUAAAAGCUGUACUUGUUUAGAAGUUAUUACGAAUCAAACAGGAGUACUUUUUUUGGGGACACCCGGUAUACAUAGGCAGAUAGGCUUACUGAAAGUUUUCGCAUAUGUCGCGCAUAUCUGACUUUAGUGAACUUUUUCCAACUGUGUAGUUUUUUUUCUGAUACACCCUGUAUAAUAUUAUUAUCUUUUAUUAAAAUGCAUGAAAAAGUAUAUGUAGAAUGCACAUGCAUAAUUAAUACAUAGCAACAUAAUAUAUGAUUGGUAUAGUAUUGCCUUUAAGCUUGUAAUUCAUUGUAGGUUAUGUGGAAUGCUGCAUCGAUGGCUGAAACAAUCAAAUAUGGCUAUCUCAAAGAUUAUGGUUUAAAUGUUCUUUCACAUGAUGUCAAAGUUGCAUGGGGGUACAGCUUAUCCUUUCUUUAAAAUUUUGAUAUGGGACAUAUAGUCUUGCAUAUUUGGGCGUGAGCUGAAACAGCUAACAAUUAAUGAAAGUAACUUUCUUUCUGUGUAGUGAGCUAAAGAGAAAACGAGAUGCAUAUAUAAAGAGACUCAAUGGAAUCUAUGCAAAAAACUUGGAAAAGGUAGAGAUCCUCAAAACCUGAUUUGGGUACACCUCUCUACACACUACAGAUGUGAUGACACAAAUGCUUUUUAUUCAAAUUCUUGCUUAACCUCUUUAACGAAUACAAUGCAAGAAGAAAUGAAUAAAAUUAUGAAUUGGCUUAAUGCUAAUAAAUUAUCAAUUAACGCUUCUAAAACGAAAUUAAUUCUUUUCAAAUCAAAAAAUAAAAAAUUGGAAUCUCGUAAUAUUACAAUAAAAAUAAGAAAUGAAUUGAUCCAAAAGGUCUCUUAUACAAAAUUUUUGGGUGUACUAAUUGAUGAAAAUUUAACGUGGAAAAAUCAUAUUGAUUCUAUAUGUAAAACUAUUGUCAAGUUUACUGGACUAAUUUCAACUGUUGCAACUGUACUAAUGAUUUACCCGACAUUUUUAAUGGAUACUUCAUAAAAAAUUCAAACAUUCAUGAACAUUGCACGCGAAAUUCAAACAAAUUGCAUAAAGUUUAUACAAGAACAAACUAUAGAAAACAAUCUGUUGUUAGUAAAGGUAUUGGCAUUUGGAAUAAUUUAAGUACUGAGUUAAAAAAUGUUGGAUCUUAUAUGGUUUUCAAAAAAAAUGUGAAAACAUACUUUAUAUCACACCAAUCAGCUAAUUAAUCAUCCUAUUUUAAUGUAUAAAGUUUAAAAAAUCUGAAAAAUCUUGUAAAUAGACUAACUUUCCUUUAAACACUCUCACAAUUGUAUAUAUUUUCGUUAUUAUAUUAUGUACUAUUUUUAUGACAUCAUGAAAUUAUACUAAGUAAAAAAAGUUUGGUUAUAACUAGGGGUCUUAAAAUAAAAGCCCAAAAGGGUUUCUAAAAGAUCUCUAUAGCCCUACGUAUAGAUUAUAAAAAUGUAAAUAGUUACAUUUUAUUGUACUUUGGAAAAUUGGGCGAAAUAAUUAAUAAUAAUUGUUAUUAUUAUAUUAAUGUAAUAGUUAAGAGUGCAUUAAAGUGAGCGGGGGAAGACACACCCACCUGUCCCCCUCCAGGAUUUACACCCUUGGCACACCUAAUAUCAUCAAUGCAAGUUAGUACAUUACCAUGUCAAUACACCCCCUUGCAAAGUACAUCACUUUGGUUAUGGAUCGAGCAGUGAUUAAGGUCAAGUUUUGCAGUGAUUAAUCUUAGUCAAGUUGACUUGAGCUGUUACCUAUAAUGUUACUAGUUAUGUUUCUAUCAACAUUUAUGUACUAUUAAAUUUAUUUUUAGCCUCUAAAAAUUACUAUUUAGGUUUGCAGACGGUGUAUUCCAGUAUCUUCCAAAAGGGAAAACAGCAUGACAUGCUUGUUAUUUCUUUUUGAGGGAUGUAGGUUUCGGUGGGAAAUAUUUUCUGCAAUAGGCUGUGUAUUUUGAGCAUUUGAGUGUAUGAUAUACUAAGGACAUACGAGUCUGUCAUGAAAACAGCAAGCAUUGAAAAAACUUAAACUCAGUUACAUACUAGGAAAAAUAAUUUCUAAGUAAAGAUAAAAUCUUUACACAGAAUGACUAACAGUAGACGUACGAAAUGUUAUGAAAUUGAACUGAAUAGAAAAAUGAAAAAUACUGUGAUUUAAUAAUUUAAUGGUGAAAAAUUCUCUGAGCCCAAGAUCUUUCAAAGAAGUUAAUUUGCAGAAGACGGGCGGAGGUUUUGUUGUACUAAAGAACGAAGUGAUUCCAUUGUUCUGAAAUUUUCCCGCCGACGUUUUUGACGUCACCAAUACCAACCGUGCCCGGUUUGGACACACUCAGAGCAUCCGAUCGCGAUCCCAAAUAUAUCUUUACCCAUAAUUCACUCAAUUGCGUACCCACAAGCAUUUUAAAGGGUUUUUUGCCGGAGAAGAUAUGUUGUAAUUCUUGUUUAAAUUAUCCAAAUUGUCAAAAGUGCAUGCCACAUGGGUACUGUUUAAAGUGCUGCUUCGGUUAAAGGACGCUGGUCCUUAUUGAAAGCAGAACCUACUUGUGGUCCCAAGAACAGCUUGCAAGACUUUUGGACACUGGACUUUCUUCAAAGCUGCGGGACCUAUUGUUUGGAACAGUUUACCUAUAAAUAUAAGAGAAAUAGAGAAUGUUCUAAUGUGAGAAGAAACAUUUGAAGACUUAUUUGUUUAAGAAAGCCUUUGACAUACCUGUGUAGUUGUUAAUAGUUUUAUGAUACAUUUUUUACUUUCCUGUAAUAGAUACGAUAUUGUCAUUUUAUAAUGUUAUUAUUGUAAAUUGCGCUGCCUUUAGAAUAUUUAUAGUUUUAGCGCAUUAUAAAUAUUUUAAAAUUAAAUUUGUAAAAUCCUGAGGAAGAAAUAGGCAUUAUAAUAUUAUAAUUAUUUGUUGCAGGCUGAAGUUGAGGUAAUUCGAGGUGAUGCAUCGUUUACUGCGGAAGGGAACGUGAUUGUUGACAAGAAGCAUGUGUAUAAAGCCAAGCAUAUCCUUAUUGCUACAGGAGGACGUCCUACUGUCCCCGCUUUUCCAGGUACCGUAUAAUAUUAGGCUGAUGAGCUGAUCUGUAUAUGGCAUUGUAUAAAUAUGUCAAAUAUCAGGAUAGUCAAUACAGCCUUUCGGAAAGUGCUCAGUCUAGCUUGGCCAGAGUUUUUGUGACAGAAAACUGUGUUUAUAGGUAACACAUUAGCGAAAUCAUGCAGUUAUUAUAAUUUAUAAAAGACCGGCAAUUUUAUUAUGCGGCAUGUCAUCAGUAACAAGAUAAAGGGCAGGAUCGAGUCAUCCCAAGAAAAAUUUAGAACUGUCCAUGCAUUUCAACAAGGAGAACAGGUUAUGAGGCAGUUGUGAUGAUUUUAGGGUUUGUAAUCCAAGUGAGGCAUGACGUGUUACAUGUCUGAAUAUAGCUGUGGGGCUCCGGAAGCACACUCUCCCGGAACCUUUUGAAUUUUACUGGUCCAAAAUGGUCAUUUCCUGCAUUUUCAAAUUUGGUUUUGUUUUGGCCUUAAAUCUCUGUAUGAAUGCUUAAUUUAUAUCUAGUAUGUAAUUCUCGAAUAAACUGCUCCAAAAUUCACAUAAAGCUUUGACUUUAAAGUCGGUGUCUCAAUCACAGAACGAAGAUCUAUAGCCACGACUAAGUACAUUCCGAAAGGAUGUUUAGGAGCAACGAAGGAGAACUGUGCUUUCAGGGACAUUUUAAAAGGAGCGAUACCGCUCAAGACCAUAUACCUAUUACCUACACAUAACUUCCUUAAAAUAUAUGUGUUAUGGAAUGAAACUCAUUACGUCUAGGUUGCGAACAUUGUAUCACCAGUGACGGAUUUUUUGAACUCGAAGAACUUCCAAGGUAAUUUCAAAUUUUUACGACUUUAACAUAAACUUUUGGCAGAGUAUCUUCAACGAAGAUAACUGCCAAAAUGUUAGGUCAUGGGCAUGAAUUUAGUUUGUUCAUCCACAUGUAUUCCAAUCUUUUUGGUUGACUGCAGAUUUCAAAUGCUCAAUCACUCCGUAAGAAACUUGUAUUGCACGCCUGAUGGGAGGUUAUCGCUCCUCCCCAUACAGUACCCAUGCACCCUGAUUGCCUUAGUUCUCGAAAAAAAAAUGCUAGAAAGUGCUCCAUACCAUGUAGAUAUAGAGCAAAUAGUAUAGGUUUGCUUACAACACUACAGCCUAUUUCAUCCAGUGAAACAGUGGCGGACACUACCCCCCUCCCCCAAUAAAGUUUGCCAGGAAUGACAAUUAAUGAUUGACAACCUGGGGUCAAGCAAUCUUUAAUUUAUAAAUGCUAAAGCCGUUAAACUGGGUUAUACCAAUAAACGGACAUUUUUAGUAUGCUUGAAAAAACACUAUCCAUGCAGUGGAUAGUGUGCGUGGAUAGUGUAUCCAGCCUUUGUACAACCAUUUAACCAAUCUUAUUAGACUUACUAAUUUAUACGUUAUAUCCUAAAUAUAAAAACAUGUUACUUGACAGAAAAAUAAUAGUGGCUGGUGCUGGUUAUAUUGCUGUGGAACUUGCUGGUGUGCUGCAGGAACUGGGCUCUGAUGUCACUCUUUUAAUACGAAGAGAUAAAGUAAUUGAAAUAUUAUUUGUUAUUUCUGUUUUGUUUUUCGUAAAUUCCUGUAACUCCACGCAGGCUAGAAAUUACAGAGAUACAAAUUACAGGCCUAGGGCGAGUGUCUAAAUAAAUAAUAAUAUUAAUAAUAAGUAGUUCAAUCAGUUCAUCUCUUCUCUACUAUCCUUCUCUCAUGACGCUUCUCCCUCUUCUCCAUGUUGUUAUUGCGUUUGCAUAUCAUCCUCUGCCACGCCGGCCGUUCUGCUACAAUGUUUCUCCACGAAUGGAGUACACCCCACCCUUCAACUUGUCUUUCAAGGUGUAUUUAAAUCUCAGGAAAGAACGACCGACUCUUCUAGAGCCAUCUGCCAAUUCUCCAUACAGGAGAGCCUACGUCGGCCGCUCGUCUGGCAUGCGAGCAACAUGACCCAUCCAACACAGUCUGUUCCUGAUGAGGAUGAUCUCAAUGUCUGUGGCGGUAGCGCUCGAUCCAGAACUUCAUCAUUCAAGAAGUCCAAGGAACAGCGCUCCCUUUGGUUUAAGAUCGCUCUGCGUUAGAUCGACUCCGGAAAGUGUGCUGAGUAUGUACGGCCCUCAGACUACUUUAACUAAUAGUGUCAACGGAAAAUUCCGAAUUGGGAAUUUUUUCCCGUCUUCCUUUCUAUACUCCCAAUGACGGGAGAACGGGCCAUUAACUGGUCUUUUUGAGUUUUAAACUUUGGAUGUCCAGCUUCGGAAGCGGCAUUGAGUAAUAUAUUAACCUUACUGUGUAGUUUACCACAGCCACUCAUUCUUAAAAUAUGUCUUCACCUUUCGAGCAAAUUAAAAGAAAGUUAGGAGGAAGAUAUAAAUGGAGACGCAUUCUCCAUAAUGGAGUAGCUGUAUAUAUAAUGCGUUAGCGCAAUUAGAGAAGUCCAGAUAUGAUUUCAUGCACUACUGCUACUACUACCUUGCAUUGGCUUAGUACGCAUCUGAUUGGUUAAUGAGCCUUUAAUGAUAGCGGUAGUGGAAGUCAAAUCUGAAUCUCUCUAUUGUCAGAGCAAGCACCUUUCACCUCUUAGUUCGUGGGUUCGAUUUCCGAUGCGGACUCAUGACACUUAAUAUGUGAAAAGAGUCAGUCAGCAAUCUACCGAAAGUCGUGAGUUAUUCUCCGGGUACUCCGGUCUCCUCCCCCCCCCCCAGCGAAUGUUGACAGGGUGGGUUUGGAUAACCCCUAAACUAGCUGUGCUCCGUGAUUGGCUACCAGUCAUAAGGCGGCAGGCAGAGGCACCCUUAGAGAACCUCAGUACUUCGCAAUUCUUCUUCGCAACUCUCAACUGGAAGACAGUAAGGAUUGUUAGCCCGUCCCCCCCCCCCUUCUUACUUACUAAAUAAAACAUGCUGCUGCUCCUAUUUUAGUAUUAGUAUUUACUGUCUUAUAUUAAUGUAGCUUAAAAAGGCAUAAAUAUCGCGGCUACAACUAUAGUUCUAAUUUUAGAUCUCUUUUCUUUUUGCCUUGCAGGUUCUUCGCAGCUUUGAUUCAGCCAUCAGCAGUAGAGCUACUGAAAAUCUCCGUCAAGCUGGAGUAAACAUUAUGACAACAAGCAGAGUAAGUGGAUGUCGAGCUUCAAACUAUAUUCAAAAUUUGUGAGAACAUGCAGUGUUGAUAUGCUAGCGCUAUCCUCAUCCUUCGUAACCAUUUUUUAAUUGAACAAACAACAUUUUUGAUUAAAAGAAGACGCUAGUUUUAUUAAGUUUUACUGUAAGUCACGUACCGAUGGUAUGAAAAUUGACAAUUUGGCAUGCUUAGCAGCACUGUAAUGUUUAUGCAUAAGGGAUAUGUGGCGUUGCUAUCAGGCAGAUCCCUCAAUCGAAGUCAUAUUUGGAGCUGUGUCAUAUUAUUGUCAUAUUUGACAUGCGACUUCGGUGGCGGAAUAGUCAUAGCAAUGCCUUUUGUCUCUGAGAUCAUGGGUCCGAUUCUCACUGCAGACUCAUGACACUUAUGUUAAAGAAUCAGUCAACGCUCUACCUAACGUCGCGGGUCCGUGUACUCCGGUUUCUCCCACAGAGAAUGUUGACAGGGGAAUUAACCCCUAACUGACCCUUUCGUGCACUGUGAUCAGACAUGAGUUAUGAGGUCGCUGCCCGAGGCACCCUAGAAAACUUUCGACUCGAUCAGGUUGAGCUCCGCCCUUGGCAUUCCUGUGCAGCUCUCAACUGCAAGCAAUUAGGUUGAUUAGCACACCAAUGGCACACCCCCCGCGUACUUAAAUGACAUACUGUAUACAAUUCUUCUUGUUAUAUUAUAGGGUAUAUCAGUGAAUGACACCAUCCUUACAUAUAUGCUACGGCUUUGUGCUUCAGAUUAUCACUGAUAUUUUAUAUCUGUAUUUAUUUAGAUUUCCUCAGUAAGUAAAGAUAGUUCAACAGGAUUGUUGUCAGUUGCUGUGGAACAAAUAGGUGGAGACAAAGUUGAAAAUAUUGCUGAUGUUGACAAAGUGUUAUUGGCAAUAGGAAGAUCCCCAAAUACUGAAGAAUUGAAUUUACCUGCCGUGGUAAGUACACGAGGAGCUUGCUAUAAAGUAUCUUUGGCACUUUUUCUAUUACAAUGCGAGAAUGAGGUUGCAACCUGGCGGGCAAAUAUGGAUACAGAACCAUGCAUAUUUAAAAAGCAGUCACAGAGAAGUGUGAGCAUGGUGCCCAUUCUACUCGUAAGGGAUGAAAAAUAAAAAUCAGAGAUGGAUUUAAAGAGGGUGCAAGGGGGUGCCGAUUUAAUUACGACGUUGACAAAUCCAUUUUUUCAAUUUGGAAAGGAAAUAUUCUGCCCCCAUUACCACAAUAAUUCCCCUCAACCCUUCCAGGGGCAAUGUCUCACCUAUUCUACAGAACACUGCUGUGGGUGGCUCGAAGUGAUUAUAAACUUUGUCAACGAUCGCACCCUGAACCAUGAUCAUGGGUCCAUGACACUAAAAUUAUAAUACAUGUUUGGAGGGUUUAAUUCAUUCACUAUUUCCAUUCUAGCAUCUUUGUUUUGCUCAUUCCGGAUUUUUGCCGCUCUAUAACUAAAACUCGUAGUAGCAUUAGUUUUAAGUUUAGAAAGCAUCAACGUUAUACCAUUAUCGCAUAAGUCAUAACAUCUGUUUUCUUGGAAUUUAAGCAGUUUAUUUAAAUUUCUUGGGCAACGCUUUUCAAGAGCUUUUUUUUCACAUAGGCUCUAGUUUGAAAAAUUCUGCGCUCAGGAUUGCCAACCCAAUCUAUAAAGAAUGUCUUUGGAACGUAUGUCGUAUGACUCACCAGCUAUAACUACUCUUGAUGUCCGAUUCUGAAAUAUUUAUACCUUUAUCUUUAAACGUUUCCUAUAGGGUGUUAAUACGGACAAUCGUGGCUUUAUUCAAGCGGACGAGGUAGGUUGUUUUUAACAUUCAAGCUUUCCGGCAGAUUAGUUGCAGGGUGACCGGAAC
Messenger RNA from Paramuricea clavata, 10380 nucleotides. Lineage: Eukaryota; Metazoa; Cnidaria; Anthozoa; Malacalcyonacea; Plexauridae. The record is from the annotation of a GenBank genome assembly.